ACUUUGUAUGAAGGUAAACUGAUGAACAGGCUUCUACUCUACAGCUCCAGCAAGCUCUACACCAAACAGCUGUCUCAAACGAAACAUUCACCUGCCGCUGUCAGACGUUUAGGAGUCGUUCUGGAGGAGUGGAAAUGUCUGGAUAAGGAAUAUCAACAACUUCAGGAGACACACAGAAUGUACUUACAGAAGCUGGAUGAAAUUUCCAAACUACAAAACAACUGCUCUUCCUCCAUUUCCAGUCAGCGCAAAGGGCUGAAAGAAGUGUCCCGCCUAGUGGAAAAAUGCAGCAAAGGACCAUCAGAAGAAGACACUAAAACCUUGGAUGAAAUGUGUGAGAAGAUAAAGAUGAGACCAAAUGCUUUCUCUGAAAUGGAAGCUUUCCUUCCAAAAAAAAACGGGUUGUACCUCAGUCUGGUUCUUGGAAAUGUGAAUGUCACUCUUUUCAGCAAGCGGUCAAAAUUUGCAUACAAAGAUGAAUACGAGAAGUUCAAGCUGUAUCUCACAGUCCUCCUGAUGCUGUUCUCUUUCACAUGCUAUUUCUUUGCGAGCUACAGAUUCCUUGAUGCAAUCUUCAAUUUCCUGCUGUUGUGGUACUACUGUACAUUAACCAUCAGGGAAGGUAUCCUCAUCACCAACGGCUCCAGAAUCAAAGGCUGGUGGGUUUUUCAUCACUACAUCUCAGCUUUUUUGUCCGGUGUAAUGCUGACAUGGCCAGAUGGGAAUCUGUACAAGAUAUUCAGGAACCAGUUCCUUGCCUACUCCUUGUAUCAAAGUUUCGUUCAGUGUCUACAGUGCUAUUAUCAAAGUGGAUGUCUGUACAGGCUUCGAGCCCUGGGAGAAAGACACAACAUGGAUCUGACCGUGGAGGGAUUUCAGUCGUGGAUGUGGAAAGGGCUGACGUUUCUGUUACCCUUCCUGUUUUUUGGUCAUUUCUGGCAGCUCUUCAAUAGCCUCUCUCUCUUCCAAAUGGCUCAGCUCCCAGAAUGUAAAGAAUGGCAGGUCUUGAUGUGUGGCCUCUGCUUCCUUAUUCUGUUCAUGGGAAACUUCUUCACCACUGUUGCUGUGGUCCGUCACAAGGUCAAGAGCAGGAAUCAGAAACCAAAGAGUAUGUGAUGAAUACUUUAAUAUAAUCAGAACCAGAUUUAUUGCCAAGCUAGUUUGCACUUAGGUAUACGUACAUAGUAAAGAAUAAACAUAAUAAAAAUGGAAUAAUAACAGCAAAAGUAUACUGCCACAAUCAAGAACAUCAAUGCAGAAUAGAUAUAUUACAAAAACAUGUCUACAAAAAACUGUUGCACGUGCUACUCCAUAAAUUAAAAGCUCACAUCAUCAUUAUUGUUGACUUUAACAUUAUUUAACGCUAUUAUGCUAUCAAAUUAUGGCUAUUAUUACGAAACAUGUACAGUAUAAACAUGAUUUUGUAAAAAGAAAAUGUUUUACAUUUAAUAAAUUACCAUUAAAAGGUAAAUUAUCCUCCACAAAACCUCUACUGUAUGUUUUUGUCUUUGUGUAAAAUGACUGAGGGCGAACAAUGAAUAAAAAGGCCAAUACAUUACAGACAUGCAAUGCCUGCCUCUGUGAAAAUUUUUCUGGAUUUUUUUAGUACUUGUACAUAAUUUGUGCUUGUGUAUGUGUUUAAAUACGUUUGACUGCAGCCCAUUAUUCCAUUCUUUCUAUUUGAGGAAAAGUUGGGCAUGUAUCAUUCUG
This is a messenger RNA of Etheostoma spectabile (orangethroat darter), 1710 nucleotides long. It is a transcript of the gene tmem120ab, whose product is annotated as transmembrane protein 120Ab. The coding region runs from base 22 to 1116 and encodes 364 amino acids. Gene Ontology annotation, biological process: fat cell differentiation. Gene Ontology annotation, cellular component: membrane. The transcript is spliced from 13 exons. The record is from RefSeq and is a predicted model, not a curated record. NCBI's taxonomy places the organism in Eukaryota, Metazoa, Chordata, Actinopteri, Perciformes, Percidae.